This is a messenger RNA of Scomber japonicus (chub mackerel), 6089 nucleotides long. It is a transcript of the gene chdh, whose product is annotated as choline dehydrogenase. The transcript is spliced from 10 exons. Gene Ontology annotation, molecular function: flavin adenine dinucleotide binding; choline dehydrogenase activity. Lineage: Eukaryota; Metazoa; Chordata; Actinopteri; Scombriformes; Scombridae. Gene Ontology annotation, cellular component: mitochondrial inner membrane. The record is from RefSeq and is a predicted model, not a curated record. Bases 63 to 1985 code for a protein of 640 amino acids.
CCGCUUCCUCAGCUGGGGUAAAAGGUUAAACUUGUCCAGCUCUGCUAAAAACGAACCAUCUCAUGACCACCAUGUUGUCUUUGGCCAUGUUUGGCCAAACCGGCGCCCGACAACUUGUGAGCAGGACUCGGGGGAGAUUUAUGAGGGACAGCAGGUGUCUGUUUACCUGUUUGCCAGAAUGUCAGUUUGUCCAAAGGACCAGACACCUGAGCCCUUCCUUUUCUUGCUCGUCCUCCUCCAAGCAUUACAGAUGCUUCAGUGCCACAGCUGCUCACUGGAACUCUUCAGCCUCACCUGCAGCCAAUCAGAAAACACCAUCAUACAGUUAUAUCAUUGUUGGAGCGGGGUCAGCAGGCUGCGUCCUAGCCAACCGCCUCACAGAGGAUGCCCAUGAGUCUGUGCUGCUGCUAGAGGCAGGGCCUAAAGACAUGUUGCUUGGUAGUUUACGACUCUCAUGGAAAAUCCACAUGCCAGCUGCACUGACCUACAACCUCUGUGAUGACAAGUAUAACUGGUAUUACCACACUUUACCUCAGGCCCACAUGGACAACCGGGUGAUGUACUGGCCGAGGGGACGUGUGUGGGGUGGGUCCUCUUCCCUCAAUGCCAUGGUAUACAUCCGUGGGCAUGCCGAAGACUACAACCGCUGGCAAAGAGAAGGGGCCGAGGGCUGGGAUUAUGAACACUGUCUGCCUUAUUUCAGAAAAGCUCAGUGCCAUGAGCUGGGAGAAGACAGGUACCGGGGAGGCAGUGGACCUCUUCAUGUGUCUAGAGGGAAGACCAACCAUCCCCUUCACAAGGCCUUUAUUGAGGCUGGUCAGCAGGCAGGAUACCCCUUCACUGAUGACAUGAAUGGACACCAACAGGAAGGGCUGGGUUGGAUGGACAUGACCAUUUAUAAAGGGAAGAGGUGGAGCACAGCCAGCGCAUACUUGAGACCUGUCCUGGGUCGACCCAACCUAAAGACGGAGGUGCACUGCCUGACAACCAAGAUCUUGUUUGAUGGCAACCGUGCUGUGGGUGUGGAAUACACACAGGAUGGACAGAAGAAGAGGGUGUUUGCAGAUAAAGAGGUGAUAUUGAGCGGAGGUGCCAUUAACUCCCCUCACCUUCUCAUGCUGUCUGGAGUGGGAAAUGCUGACGACCUGAAACAACUUGGCAUCCCUGUGGUGCAACACUUACCAGGUGUUGGCAGUAACCUGCAGGAUCAUUUGGAGCUGUAUGUCCAGCAGCAGUGUACUCAGCCCAUCUCCCUUUACAAGUCCCAGAAACCCUUCCACAUGGUCAAGAUAGGUCUAGAGUGGCUCACCAUGUUCACCGGCUAUGGAGCAACAGCCCACCUGGAGAGUGGAGGAUUCAUCCGCAGUCGGCCGCAUGUCUCACACCCUGACAUCCAGUUUCACUUCCUGCCCUCACAGGUUAUCGACCACGGACGAGUUGCCUCCAAGAUAGAGGCGUAUCAGGUUCAUGUGGGACCAAUGAGAAGCACCAGUAUCGGUUGGAUGAAGCUGAAGAGCUCCAACCCGCUGGAUCACCCGAUUCUCCAGCCAAACUACCUAUCCACUGAUAUUGACGUGUGGGAGUUCAGAGAGAGUGUUAAACUCUCCAGAGAGAUUUUUGCCCAGAAGGCCUUUGACCCAUUCCGUGGUCCCGAAGUCCAACCUGGUCAUCAGGUAGAAUCUGACGCUGACAUUGACGCUUUUGUUCGCCGAAAGGCCGACAGCGCCUACCAUCCUUCCUGCACCUGCAAGAUGGGAGCACCGUCUGACCCAAUGGCAGUUGUGGACUCGAACACACGAGUUCUGGGUGUAGAGGGGCUCCGUGUGGUCGACGCCUCCAUCAUGCCCAGCAUAGUUAGCGGCAACCUGAAUGCUCCAACCAUCAUGAUGGCAGAAAAGGCUGCUGACAUCAUCAGAUGCCGCCCUGCUCUUGUUGAUCUAGGAGUUCCAGUGUACCAACCACCAACACUUGACACGCAGAGAUGAAAAAAGGAGGAGAACAGCCUGACCUGUUCAGCAUGCAAGUAAGGGGAUGAGUUAUGAAGAGAGAUUAAAUUAGACCAUAUCCCUCUCUCUCUGUUUGCAAGUAUUUGCAUCCAUGUCUCCAUGAUAACUAAACAAAUGACAUAACGCAUCCUGGGGGAGCAUUACUAGUGGUCCACAAUCAGAUAUUAAGCAACAGUAAACAUAUUCUCUUAUUGUAUGAGUAACUUAAUAAUAUUAGCCUCUUGUCUUAUUGUACACAUGGUAACAUAUCAAAGUUAGAUGUGGUUAGUAGUAAUAAUAAUAAUGAAGUUCUAUGUGUCUUCUAAAUUGGUCUUGAAUACAGUGAGUUUUUCCUGUUUACAUCUUUUGGUGCAGUGACUGUUUUAAUCAGACAGCAGUCAUUCUGUCCCUUCCUUAUAUUAUUCAAUAAUGAUUGGUUUUAUUUUCCAUUCUAAAUUACACAUCUUUAGUGAUAUUAAAUCUAAUGUGAUGAAACGUGCAGACAUCCUGAUAACUGUUUCUUUCCCUGUGUCAUUAUUGAGCAUUUCAUAACUAAAACCAGAUGUUUACUCAGGUGUACAAAGUUAGAUUGAACUUUAAACUGUGGGACCAACACAGCCAAUACUAAAGAUAAACACAUCUAUGUUGCUUGAUUUUACUUGUAACUCUAGUGAGUCUCCAACUACAAACUUUCUCUUGCCUCAUUGUUCUAAACUUAGACAUUCUACAGUCAGCUGUGUGCUGGUGCUUCGUGAUUGUUUGCACAGUCACUGUGGAUGUAAUGGAAAAUUGUUCCUCUGAAAAUUUGAUCUUAUUUGCCUAACAUGACCUUUUUAAAUAUGAAGAAUUCAUCAGCUGUGACUUGUUUGGGUACGCUCUGACGUUACAACCCUUUACAGCUGCACAUGACCAUGGUGAAUUAAAGUCUUAUAAAAAUGUAAAUUGCGCCCUGACAUAACAUCAACCCAACCCAAACAAUGCAUUCAGUCUCCUUCCUUCCAGUUAAAACAGAUAUUUCUUUGAUAACCUUUGAGAUAAUCCCUUGUAGGGCUUCCAGAUAAAUUGAUGUGUGGUGCCCGCAGCCUGCACUAUUUGUUUUGUCUACUGAUAGGAGGAUUUGAAGCUGUGCAGUGUUUUAACACUUGUGAAUGAAACGGAGCAGAACAUAGAGCCUUACAUGGCCGUUUGUGGGCUGUAGAUUAUGAUGAUGAUGAUAACACGUCCUGAACAGGCUGAAACGAUCAAUUUGCAACAAGUUCAGGCAGUUUGUGAGUUUUUCGUGCAACAGUCGUAUGAGCAAUCCUUGCCGAAAAUAAUGAAGCAAGUUUUAGUAUGAAAAUAUAAAAAUGAUCUUGCAUGAGCCCGAUUGAAGCCUGGGUACAGACAGAGAAAUAGUCCUCAUUGCAGUCAGAAUACAAUCCUCAAUCCCACAGGAGGAUAAUUCAUAUACUCAUGUCAGGAUAACUCAAGGGCAUUAAUGGCAAUAACCCUAACCCUAAAACUUUCAAGUUCAUACUUGCCAUCCUUUUUUCCCCCCCAGCCACACUUAAAUGGCAUCCACCUUUCCCUCGAUUUUCCUGCACGCAUCAUGCAGCCAACCGGGCAUCCUUGUUUCCUGGCAACGGUCGUAAGCAAUCACACAUUGUUGACAAUAAAACUAAACAAACAGACCAUGUAACAGAACAGAAGUAAACAGGGCUUCAAGGAAGAGCUCUAAAAACUCUGAUUCAACCUCGACAAAGUUUAAAAAAAAUCUUCCCCUUAAAAAUGUUUUGCAUUGCCCUUUAAAUAUGAUUUCAUAAUGCAAUCAUAUUCCAACUUUGAUAUGUUACCCUACCAUACACAUUUGUUCUUGAUUUUAACAGUGGACACACCUUAAGAGGUACAAACAGUUAAAGGAACACUCUUCUUAAAUGUCAAAUGGCAUCAUUGCAUGUUUAGAAGAAUUUAUGAUUUUGCAGAACGGAUCCUCUCUGCCAGUUUUGUCAUGUAAAUUGGUUUGGCUGAUCUGCCAUAUGUCUUUAUCUUUGAUGUUGAGGGCUCAGGUAUUAAAACUCACAGCUUUUAGUUUACUCUUGGUUCAGACCUAGUUUUAAUAGCAGUAAAAAGCAAAGUAUAGCUCAGAAGAUCAAAUACACACAAAUCAGUCAUUUGUGUAAAUGUAUAAAUAUGUUUUAUAUGUAUUGUGGAUGUUUACAAUGAAGUAUUUGAAGAUGAUUAUGUAUAACUGAUCAGUGUAGAUUCAUACAUUGAUACAUUGGUGCCUAAAAGAUCUCAAUGUGAAUUACUGCAUAUACAGUAUAUGUGACUGAAGUGUGUUUUAGUUUGAUCCAGCCUGGAUUGAUACACAUUAAUGUUAGGUAGAUGUUAGAAUCAGCUUCAUACAUGAACACAUGAAGUAUUGAUUGAAAUGAAAUGAAUUACAUACAGUGAAUUACAAUAAUGAUACUAAUAUAAAGCUUUGCACUACACUAUGAAGUAUCUUAGCUCAGCCUCGUUACUGUGACAAUAAUUGUUUACAUUAUAUGCAGUGUUGUACAAUGUUACUUGAAUGUUGAAAUCAUUAUGUCCUAAUGAAGGAGUAUUAUAUGGAUCAUAAAGGGAAAAUCAUUCUGAAAAUUCUUACAGCUUUUAUGUUUGCAUGUUUUAGUUUUUCUGAUGAUGAUUGUAAACAAACACUAGAAGCCAUCCUGACCUUGUCCUCGUUACUUUAUUCAGUGAUUCUUACAAAAUUCUUCAGCAGUUUCAUUGUAAUUUCAGGCAGAUAUUUAAGAGAAUUGAAAUGUACAAAACAGGGUUUUUGCUUUCCGUUGGUACAAAAUCUAAAAGGUACUAGUACUUGUGCUACAAAGUAAAUACAGCUAUAUAUAUUUUUUAAAUGUUCAUACAACCAGUAGGUAGAAAGCAGAAAUGUUCAAGUUCAUCACUUAUUUUUUACAAAUACUAUACAGAUUUUAUACAUUGUUUUCAUUUCAUAAACAUUUGUAAAGCAGUGGAACAAUACAAAAAAAUAAAGCUGUCAGUUGCACAUACAACAAAGCUUCAUGUUAUUAUUUCUUGUCACUACAUUUGUUUUUGAUAAACUCUAGAUUCUAACAUAUUUGGAUCAUUGUCCUGUGAAUAAACGGCAGAUGCUUUUUUAUGGCAUGAUGUGAUCCACAAGGUUUGGUUUAAUCAAUAUAUAGAGUGGACUGUGAUGUGUGUAAAACUAAUCAGUGAUGACACUCAUUUGUUUUUCAUUUAAAAGUGUUUUUGAUCUGGACUUUAUUUAUUGAGCAGCAGUAAUAAUCUGUAUGUUUCUCAUUUCACUGCAAUCCCUGUUUCUGUGUUAAUGUGUUCUGUAACAACAUCACAUCAGACUAAAGCUUUUGUAGACGCUGAGGAAAAAACAUGGCCGACUCUUGAUCAUUUCCCAGAUGUUCUGAGAAAGGAUCACGGAUUGAUCCCAACAACAACCAGAGAUUAAAUCACAACUGUGUGAGACGCUGCAUUCUUUGGAGGUCUUUAGACUGUUGGUGCGUAGUGUGUGUAUGUAAUAUGGCUUUUGCGGUACUCUUCAUUUUGCUGCUAAGCUCAUCGGUCAACCAACCACUGAUUGCCAUAAACCAAGAAUAACUACAGAAACAAACUUAAGGUAUGUGAGCAUGUUUCACAUUAUUACCACUUUAAGUAUCUUAUUUUUCCAUUUUGGCAGCCUUCAUUACACAGUUCCCCUGACAUGUUAAUCAACACACCUGGAUAGUUACAGAGGUAAUAACAACAGAAUCUGUUACAAGUUACAAUUCACAUGCAGUUAGAAAAAUGCAUAAGUUAUAUUUGAUCAGUUGUGUUGCCCACUAAAAUCUGUGUGUGUAUAUUUAGGAAGAGAAAUGAGUGCAUCAGGUGCCAGCUCAUACCCUGCUGUGGCGUGGGUGAAAUUCAACUGUAGAUCUGUGGAGGGGUUAUCUGCAUCAGUCAUGCUCAGAUCACAUAUCUUUAACCUUUAAUUUAUAAAUGUCAAACGAAUAAGUAAAUAUCAGGAAUAAUAUUUGUAUAUUAUGUGUGUGAAUGUUUUGGUUAUAUAUUUGAAGGAGCCCUUUGAAUGCACAGGUCAUACAUUUUGUA